Molecule: messenger RNA, 1204 nt
Organism: Panicum hallii
Lineage: Eukaryota; Viridiplantae; Streptophyta; Magnoliopsida; Poales; Poaceae
Product: uroporphyrinogen-III synthase, chloroplastic
Exons: 10
Coding region: 44-931 (295 amino acids)
Biological process (GO): uroporphyrinogen III biosynthetic process
Cellular component (GO): chloroplast
Molecular function (GO): uroporphyrinogen-III synthase activity
Source: RefSeq, a predicted model, not a curated record
CACCCCAGCCGGCAGCCAGGGCGGCAGCUUGCCCCAUUACGCCAUGGCCUUCUCUUCACCGGCGCCCUUCUCCCCGCCUUCUGGAACCUUCCGACCCCAUCCCGCCGGGAGGCUCCGGGCCGCCGCGCCCGGGAGGGUCGUGGCGUGCUCGCCGCCCCCGCCCGACGUCGUGGUGACGCGCGAGAGGGGGAAGAACGCCAAGCUCAUCGCUGCGCUGGAAAAACACAAUAUACACUCUCUGGAACUUCCUCUUAUUAAGCAUGUUGAAGGCCCUGAUACAGAUAGGCUUUCAGAUAUCUUACGUGAUGACAAGUUUGACUGGAUUAUUAUAACCUCUCCUGAGGCAGCUGCGGUGUUCCUUCAGGGAUGGAAGGCUGCUGGAAGUCCUAAGGUUCGAGUAGCAGUUGUUGGAGCAGGAACUGCUAGGGUUUUUGAUGAAGUAUCACAGUCUGAUGAUCGAUCUCUUGAGGUUGCAUUUUCACCUUCCAAAGCUAUGGGUAAAGUCUUGGCUUCAGAACUUCCAAAGAGCAGCGAGAAUACAUGUAAAGUGCUCUAUCCUGCAUCUGCAAAGGCUGGGCAUGAAAUUCAAGAUGGGUUAUCAGAACGAGGAUUUGACGUGAUGCGAUUGAAUACAUAUACAACUGUCCCUGUAGAAGAUGUCGAACCACUAACAUUAAAUCUUGCUAUAUCAGCUCCAGUUGUUGCAGUAGCUUCUCCUUCUGCACUGAGGGCUUGGUUAAAGCUGAUUUCGAAAGUCGAUAAUUGGAAUAACUCCAUUGCUUGCAUCGGUGAGACCACUGGCUCUGCAGCGAAGAAAUUGGGCCUGAAGAGUAUAUAUUAUCCAACAACCCCCGGACUUGAAGGGUGGGUUGAAAGCAUUCUUGAAGCACUCAGAGUCCACGGGCAGUUAAAAGAGGCCCCAAAAUGUUGAACACGGGCAGCCCCUUGUGCCGGAUGAAGUUGGUGGCCGGCUGUAGACUCAGGAAUUCUUUGUUUCUUUGACCUUGUCUGUUGUUUUGUCAGCGUGACCUGAGUGGUGUGGUGUCGCACUCAGCAUGUCAACGAGUGCUGAAUCACGGUUCCGUGGUGGGCCGUGUUGUGGUUGUAACAUGGUUGUACAGGUGCAGAUCGGAAUUCGUAAAUAUCACCCGGCCACUCGGGUGAUUAUGUUAUGUGUUUUCAUUGUUUUAGGUUGCGCUCGCCA